Acomys russatus (golden spiny mouse) is the source of this 3328-nucleotide messenger RNA. RefSeq names its product SH3 domain containing 19 (gene Sh3d19). Gene Ontology annotation, molecular function: protein binding. Bases 85 to 3105 code for a protein of 1006 amino acids. The record is from RefSeq and is a predicted model, not a curated record. NCBI's taxonomy places the organism in Eukaryota, Metazoa, Chordata, Mammalia, Rodentia, Muridae. The transcript has 21 exons.
CAGAGCAUCGUUCUUCAAGCCAAGGACCCUUGUCAUCCAUUAGAGCGGUAAUCAAAAGAUCACUCUUGAAUAGUGCACAGCACAAUGCCCCGUGGAAGAGCUUCUCGGACCUGUAUUCAAAGUGAACUUCAUCGGGAUAGGAGGCGCCCAGAGAUCACCAUUGUGGCCGCAGAGCCACUGAGGCCAGCCUCGUGGUUCCCAGUAGCUCCACCACCACCGGGACUGGGAUUUCCCGCCACGCCUGUAGCAGGCCCUUGGAGACCCAAUGACUUGGUUCCUGCCGAGCUCCCGCCCUCCUAUGAGCAAGUGAUAAAAGAAAUCAACCAAGUUCAGGUUAACGCUACCAACAACAAUGCUGCCGCUGCUCCAAGGAGCACUAUUACUUCUGCGACUCAGACCGACUUUCCGGAAGAAGUAGACAGCGACCUGCCUCAAACACUACAGGCACCUCUCAAGCCUCUUCAGCCUUCACCAGCAGCCUCAGUUGGUGAUCUCCCCGCAAGUGUAGCACCCUUAAUAGUCUUUGAUAUUUCUGAGGAACAAAACUGCCCUGAGAACCCCAAUGCUACAAGAUGUCCAGUGCCAAGGCCAAGAUCAAAAAGCAACCUCAGACCAGUAGCUAGGGAUGGUAACAGUAAAGAGAAGAGUAUCCAGAAAAGCCCAGGGACCCCCAGAGAAGACUGGCCACCCCAGUGUCUGCUGGACAGCACCUGCAGUUUAGACAGUCAGGCAGUGAUGAACAUUAUGAACACAGAACAAAGCCAAAAUAGUAUUGUUUCCAGGAUCAAAGCAUUUGAGGGUCAGACAAAUACAGAAAUCCCAAGUCUGCCCAAGAAACCAGAGAUUCUUCCCCGCACAGUUCCCCCGAAGCCUGCCGUUUCCUCAGGGAAACCCCUGGUGGCGCCCAAGCCAGCUGCUAAUAGAGCUUCUGGAGAAUGGGACUCAUGGGCCGAAAACAGGCUCAAGGUAACUUCCAGAGAAGGGCUCACCACAUACUCAUCGCCACAGGAAGCCGGAAGCAUCCCAGUAACCAAACCCGAAUUGCCAAAGAAACCAACUCCUGGCCUUACACGAAGUGCGAACCAUGAGAUUUCGGGACGAAGGCCCAUAGCCGAGAGCCCUGAUGCCGGGAAGAAAGUCCCAACUCCGGCUCCCCGGCCUUUGCUGCCGAAGAAAUCAGCCUCCACGGAUGCCCCAGCUUACCCUUCGGUUCCACCAAAACUGGUUUCGGUUCCUCCCCGGCUCUCAGUAGCAUCCCAAGCCAAAGCGUUCAGGUCACCGGGAGAAGGGCCGCCACCCAACCCCCCAGUUCCAGCUCUGCAGAGCAAAACCCUGGGGGACAUCGACCUCAUCAGCUUCGACGAUGAUGUUUUGCCCGCCUUGGGGAGCCCGGCAGAAGAACCCACUGGUUCUGAGAUGGUUCUAGAUCCCUUUCAGCUUCCCACAAAAACAGAACCAACAAAAGAAAGAGCCGCUCAGCCAGCACCCACCAGGAAGCCUACUGUAAUUCGAAUCCCAGCCAAACCAGGAAAAUGUUUACAGGAGGAUCCACAAAACCCACCUCCUCUUCCUGCCGAAAAGCCUGUCGGAAACACUCAUGGUGCAAUAUCUGGAAAGCUCAGUAAUCCUGACAGAACUAGAAACCCAGAACCGGAGCAAGCCAGCGAAUCGGGAGGCUCGGUACAAGGACCCCCCAGGCUGCCACCAAGACCUGUACACGGAAAAGUCAUUCCACUUUGGAGGCCUCCUCCCAAAGGGGCCCCUGAGAGACCACCCCCUCCUAAACUUUCAGCAACCAAAUCAUCAAGUAAAAAUCUGCCUUUUAGUCGGUCCUCUUCUGACAUGGAUCUUCAGAGAAAGCAGAGUCACUUGGCAUCUGGCCUCUCAAAAGCCAAGAGUCAAGUCUUUAAGAACCAAGAUCCGGUGCUACCCCCUCGUCCCAAACCAGGGCACCCCCUCUACAGGAAGUACAUGCUGUCUGUGCCUCAUGGAAUUGCCAAUGAAGACAUUGUCUCCCAAAGCCCCACGGAACUCUCUUGUAAGCGAGGGGACGUCCUUGUGAUCCUGAAGCAGGCAGAAAAUAAUUACUUGGAAUGCCAGCGGGGAGAAGGCACUGGCAGAGUCCACCCGUCCCAGAUGAAGAUCGUCACCCCGCUUGACGAGCGCCCGAGAAGCCAACCUAACGAUUCAGGCCACGCUCAGAAGCCUGUUGACAGUGGCACGCCUCACGCUCUGGUUCUCCAUGAUUUCUCAGCAGAAGAAGCUGACGAUCUGCGUCUCACAUCUGGAGAGAUUGUUUAUCUUCUUGAAAAAAUAGAUGCCGAGUGGUACAGAGGGAAAUGUAGAAACCAGACUGGCGUAUUUCCUGCCAAUCACGUCAAAGUCAUUGUUGAUAUACCAGAAGGAAGAAGUGGAAAAAGAGAAUCAUUUUCAUCUCACUGUGCUAAAGGCCCACGGUGUGUUGCUCGCUUCGAGUAUAUUGGCGACCAGAAGGAUGAGUUGAGCUUCUCAGAGGGAGAAGUCAUCGUUCUUAAGGAGUACGUGAAUGAGGAGUGGGCACGAGGAGAGAUUCGAGACCGAACUGGCAUCUUCCCCCUUAACUUCGUGGAACUUGCUGAGGACCACCCCACGCCCGGUGCAGGUAUUCUAAGCACAAAAGCACCGCCAAAGACCAAAAAUGAAGACCCUGGCGCAAAUUCUCAGGAUAGCAGCCCUUCUGAGGAAUGGUGCAAAGCGCUUCACAGUUUCACAGCAGAGACCAGCGAGGACUUAUCCUUCAAGCGAGGAGACCGGAUCCUGAUCCUUGAGCGGCUAGACUCUGACUGGUUCCGGGGCAGACUGCAGGACAGGGAGGGCAUCUUCCCAGCAGUGUUUGUACAGCCCUGCCCAGCUGAGGCAAAAAGUACGGCUGCCGCAACACUGCAGGAGAGGAAGGCCAAAGCCCUGUAUGAUUUUCUUGGGGAGAACGAGGAUGAACUCUCUUUCAAGGCUGGAGAUGUAAUAACGGGGCUGGAGCCCGUAGAUGAUGACUGGAUGAGUGGAGAACUAGUGGGAAGAUCUGGAAUCUUCCCCAAAAGCUACGUCCAGUUUCUGCAAGCCAGCUGAAGGUGAAGCCCGGCUGCUCCUUGGCACGAGAACUCACUUGAACCUUCACUUUGACUAUCAGAUAUUUUGCACUAUUUUUGUAAUGGAAAGAGAAGUAUCUAAGAUGUCCAUGGUACACUAGGAUUUCUGAGAGCAGAAAACUUGUAGGCUUUAUAGCCUAGCUUCAUUCGUAGUGGAAAGGUGUACGUGGAAACCACCAUGAGUGAGGAAGCCAGCAAGGAAA